CCACUUGCUCCUCGCUGACCCAAAACCCCAAUCGAGUCUAGGGAUUACCCUUCCUCUUCAUCUUCCGUGCGCGUGUCCAAAUCACGCCGCGCCGACCAUGUCGGAUUCAGCGCACCUAGAGCCACCGGCGAAGAAGAGGAACAUCGACCCCAUCGCCCCGACUAACCAUCCCUGGAAUCUCCCUGCAACAGUCGACCUCGUCCACCGCUGCGACCGCCCAGAGGACGCCGUUUUGCUGAUUCCCCGGGAGGCAAACCUCCGAAUUGGCGCUGAAGCAAAGAGGGUCGUGGCACGGGUCUCACAAGCAGUCGUCGCCGUCGCCAGCAUUGAUGUUUAUGGCCAUCAGUUGUGGAGAGCUUCAGGCUUUAUCGUCGAAUUUGAUGAAUGCAGCAUGACUGGAACAAUAUUUUCAUCUGCAACUGUAGCUCAAAAAAUCCAGAUGUUCCCUGACAUUAAAAAGAUAAAAGUCUACCUAUUUGAUGGCGCCUCCUAUGAAGCCACCAUAAAAGCUUGCGACAAUCACUGGAAUUUAUUAGUAUUGUCUGUUUCAUUUGAUCGUUCUGUCAAAACCAUGAACAUGGUGGAGAUUAGCGAGAACAGAACUGCUGCGGAUGUCCAUCUUGGUGGAUUUACGCAACAGCCUCACUCAGCUUGUGAAAGCCUUUGUUCUGGCGAUACCAUUAUCGGGCUUGGUCGACAGUCUGAAGAGCCCUUUGGGCUUCAAGCGAACUGUGGAGUUUACAGCUAUGAGCGCUGGUCGGACCUCCCUAGAUUUUGCCAUGAAAUGCAGAAAGCAACAUUUAUAAACACAUAUGCCGCAGUUGGAGGUCCUGCAAUAAACAAAAACGGCGAAGUUAUUGGAAUGCUUUUCCAUGAUUUAGAUUGUACUCCCUUUGUGCCAUCUAACGUCAUUUUAAAAUGGUGGGAACAUUUCAAAAAAACUGGGACGUACUGUCGCCCGACAAUGAGGGUUUUUGGUGCGAAUUUGCAUAAUGCUCGGUCUGCAUCUUGGCUGAAACUUCCCACUUCUUUAUACAAAGGGUCUGAUGGGUUUCUUGUUGAGCUGACAUCUCGAGCUGUUGAAUUGGCGGGAUUGCAACAAAAAGACCUUAUUGUUGAAUGCAAUGGAGAACCUGUGGCUACAAGUUUACAGUUGUUCGAAAUCUUAGCUGAUAAUAUUGGAAAAAUGGUGGAGGUUACUUUUGUGAAGGCUGAGGAUAACAGCAGACGUUCAGUCUAUCUCCCUGUGGAGGAAAUUCCAGAAGCAGACUUCUAUAGCUGGCCAAUUUCACAGUACGAUGUUUACUAAUUUGGAGGCCGUGUGUGCCGUUUCCUGCUUGUCUGGUUCCUGUUUAUUUAUGUGGUGGAUGCUGGCGUCGCAAAAGGAGCACCUCACGCAGUGCAAGUUAAUUACAGAUCAUACGAGUGCACCGUCUACUUCUCUGGCUCGUAGUAUGGAGAACAGUUGUAGAAUAGUCAUGUAUACGUGUAUAUUAUGCUGGGUGUUAUCCAAACAAGUGUUAAAAGAACAAAUAUAGACUGCCAUGUCCUCUAACACCAA
Lolium rigidum is the source of this 1561-nucleotide messenger RNA. RefSeq names its product putative protease Do-like 14. The transcript is spliced from 10 exons. Gene Ontology annotation, molecular function: protein binding. The record is from RefSeq and is a predicted model, not a curated record. Bases 98 to 1309 code for a protein of 403 amino acids. NCBI's taxonomy places the organism in Eukaryota, Viridiplantae, Streptophyta, Magnoliopsida, Poales, Poaceae.